This is a messenger RNA of Aedes albopictus (Asian tiger mosquito), 2997 nucleotides long. RefSeq names its product CLIP domain-containing serine protease B8-like. The record is from RefSeq and is a predicted model, not a curated record. The coding region runs from base 1117 to 2304 and encodes 395 amino acids. The transcript is spliced from 2 exons. NCBI's taxonomy places the organism in Eukaryota, Metazoa, Arthropoda, Insecta, Diptera, Culicidae. Gene Ontology annotation, molecular function: serine-type endopeptidase activity. Gene Ontology annotation, biological process: proteolysis.
CUGUAUGUAAAAAGAAAUCGGGUAAGGUACUGUGUGCUGUACGGGACCUUGUGAAGUGUUCCUGGAGAUUUUUGCCUUUCUCGUACACCAAGGUGUACCGAAAGGCUAUAUGUUCACUCCAAAAAUGAAAUUUUGAUAGAGCCCCCGGAGGGUCAAGUUUUAUAUACCAAUCGACUCAGCUUGUUAUAAUGAACGCAGGUACAACUUUACUUUAAUUGUUUCUAAAACCUUUAUUAGACGAUUAUACAAAAAGACAUCAUACAUUUGGGAUGAAUAAACGUUGAAGAAAGGUUGCUGAUAUAUUUGUAAAUAGCAAACGGGUUGGACGUUGUUGAACAACAGCCGAUAACGAAGCAACAACCGUUGAAUAAACAUAAUAUUUACAAUGCUUAUAGAACGGCUGAUAUUGAACAGUUUCUCCAUUUCUGGGCUCAACAGUUUUUUCUCAAUUAAACCAAAUACAGUUCGACUUAAGGCUUAACAACGCAACUUUGAGAAACAUUUCUUAAAGUUAUAAUGGUUGCUUGAGUUGAUACCCUGUCAGCUUUUGUGGAUGCAGCCAGACUUUGGCCACAGCGUGUCGAGGCGCCAUCCAUCCACAUUGAAAAGACGUCCUUACCUUGCGAACCAAUCGUUGAAGAAGACUGGUUCAUCCAUUGGUUCUCGCUUCCGUUCCGUCAACCGUUAACCGAAUACCGAAAGAUAAUUAGAGGACGGAAAUCUGCUGCCACUUCUGGCGGGAAAUCAAUUGAGAUCUUCAGGCUGGACUUGGUUGGAAAGGGCUUGAGGAUUGCGAGGGCUUUUUUCUUCUUAUCGCCAAGCAUUAUGUUCUGUUUGUAUUGAUUGAAGCAGGAUCCCAAUAUGAAUCGUAAUUACUUGACUUGUGUAGCACAGCAUAACAAAGUAAUGAAUUGCUCUGUAAAGCACGAGGGCUCAACUUGAUUAGUCUUAUUUUUUAUUUUUGACGGUGAAGCGAUCUCCCAACACGGUGGGAUUUCCUUCGAUUAAGUUUGGAAACCAAAGCGUUUUUGGUUCUUCCUGCCUGGAGAUAACGUCUUCGCUUUCGGGUUAAACAAAGUAGAUUGUCAGUCACACAGUGAACGGCGCUCGGAUAAGAUGCCGAAUUUAAUAUUUCAGCUAGUGAUUGGUACACUUCUUGUAAUAGAAACGAAACUGUCGCAUCCCAUUUGGGAUGCCAUGACCAACUGUAAGAUACCAAAUGAGUUCAAGCCAGGAGAGUACAAAUAUCCUACUGACUGCCCGGCGUUCCACGAGAUCAACGAUGUGAACAGCAUUGGAAACACAAGCCGAUUGAGUUUUAUUCGCCAACUUCAGAGUACCAGGAUAGCAAAUGGUAAAAUUUGUUGCCCGCGAAGCGGAUCGUACGCUAAUCCUUGGAUAAACAUGGUAAACAUUACAAGAAAAGUGCGAGCUAAACGAAUUUCGGUGAGGAAAAGAAGUGGAACACCAGUAGAUGUUCCAUGCGGCGCGCCAGAUUUCGAUACGCUGAUUAAUAGUGGGGAAAUCGCUAGCAUGUAUGACUUUCCGUGGAUGGCUUUAUUGAUCUACGAGAAAGCCAUGGAUCCAGUUAUUCCAGGUUGCGGAGGAGCUUUGAUUAGUAGAAUGUUUGUCGUAACGGCAGCGCACUGUCUGAAGGGCCCCAUUAUUCAGAGGAAAGGAAAAUUAAAGGCCGUUCGUGUUGGUGAAUAUGAUUUGCUGAAUAAUCCAGACUGCAUCAUUGAUGGUCAAUAUCAAGACUGCACUGAUAAAGUAAUCGAUAUGCAGCCAAACAGCAUCACCGUUCACCCAGGCUACAUUGAAAACAGCAUAAGCCAACAUCAUGAUAUCGGUCUAAUUGAGUUGGCCCAACCAGCCGAGUACACGGCUUUCGUUCGCCACAUUUGCUUGCCCGAGAGCACUGGAGACCCCGCGAAGAAAUUCAUCGUUUGUGGUUGGGGACGAACGAAUUUCUUUAGUAGUGACAAAGGAAAAAGCGUUCAAAGUCCUAUCAAAUUGAAAACGUCACUAUCUUACUACGACCAGGUGAAGUGUUCACAAAUUUAUCAACCGCAAGGACUCAAACUGAUCGACGGCCAGAUAUGUGCAGGAGGACGCUUUGCCAAAGAUGCUUGUUCCGGCGAUAGUGGAUCUCCAUUGAUGCAUUUCGACGUGAAGAGAGAAGCUUGGAUUUUGUCCGGACUAGUAAGUAUGGGUCCACAACACUGUGGAACUGUUGGAAUGCCAGGAAUCUACACCAAUGUUGUUGAAUAUGUACCGUGGAUAAAAACUAUUGCUCAUCUGUAGUGCGCCAGUUAUUUUUAAGAACACUAAGAAAUAAACCAUAGCAACUAAUUGUUUUUAUUUUAUUUUCUAUAAUGAUCAAUCCCUUUCAAUGCUCAGCCUUCUGUACUUCACGUUUAUAUAGAUACUGUAACUGUCGGUUCCAAAACAGGCUUGUAGCUCCACCACAAGUUAACAAAUUUUCAAGAAUUCCAAUUCCCAUCCCAAAUUCCCGGUUUCCAAUUAAUACGCCCUUAUAAAAUAUACGUUUUCCCACUAACAUUAUGAUGGAUCAUUGGCUGCUCUCAAUGGCUUGGUGAGAGUAAGAGCGAUGUUCCACUUUCACUGCACCUCUUCUUUGACGGGCAGGCCCACAGCGAAACAGUGUGAAGAGACUAGGUAAAGUAUCACUUGGUCCUUUUAUUUGACAUGUAGAUGGAACCUGUGAAAAUCGGGUAUAUGACCAACAUAUGAGCAAAGAUGAUUAGCAAGCAACAAAAUUGCUUGUAUGAUUUAGCUCCAUUUCACCAAAGGCCACUUGUUAUAAGAAGGCGAAAAACAAAUUUCGAGUCCUUUCCAGUCGUGAUCUUAGAAUAGAUCGGAAGUGCGCGCGUGCAUAGUUUUUCUAAUUUAAAAGGUUUUUGAUUUCUAUAGUAUGGUGAAUUUGUUUAAUCUAAGGUUGUUAUUUUUCUUAUUAGGUUUAUAAAAACAAUUGUU